Molecule: messenger RNA, 1467 nt
Organism: Daktulosphaira vitifoliae (grape phylloxera)
Lineage: Eukaryota; Metazoa; Arthropoda; Insecta; Hemiptera; Phylloxeridae
Product: odorant receptor 33b-like
Exons: 7
Coding region: 90-779 (229 amino acids)
Biological process (GO): sensory perception of smell
Cellular component (GO): membrane
Molecular function (GO): odorant binding; olfactory receptor activity
Source: RefSeq, a predicted model, not a curated record
UAGUGAUAACUAAAAGUUUCAUACCAAUUUCAGUAUAUGAUCGAAUUUACCCAAUUGUAUAUCUAUUAGAAGCUAUUGAAUUAUUACAUAUGAUGUAUGGUUUAAUUUUCUACAAUGUAAUAGUUGUACAAUUUUGUUGGAUGUUAUCUGCUCAUUUAAAAAUCGUUGCUUUUAAAUGCAAAAAAUUUGGACAAAUUAAUGUUGAAUUUGGUCAGAGAAACGACUUUAAUUACAUGAUUAACUUCAAACAAUUACUUUUGGACCAUACAAAGUUAAACGUUUCAAUUAAGCAAUUUUAUGAAAUCAUGAAACCAAUGAUAUUGUUUAGUUUUGGGUUCUUUUUCAAUGCUUUUAUUGCUUUAACAUAUAUGUGUAUUUUGAAUUACUUUAAUAAUGAACGUGUUUUAUCAAUUAAUUCAAUGAAAUUAUUAAAUUCAACAUUAAUUCUAUUAAUCACUUUAUUUAUUAUGUGUUAUUUUAAUAGUUAUCUUGAAAAUCAAAUAAAUGAAGUAGAGUUUGCUAUGUAUAGUAUUGAUUGGAUCGACAAAAGUAUAAAAUUUAAAAAAAUGCUCUUGUUGACUAUGAGUUUAAAUAACGCAAACAGAUUGAAGAUGAAUAUUACUCCACAAAAAACAUUGAAUCUAGGAGUAUUUGCCUCGGUAAAAAGAGUAAUAGUCGCAAUGAUUGUAAAAAGUCAACUGGCAUUGGGGACAGUAAUAUUAUUGUACGAUAGCUGUGAAUUCCAAAAGUGUUUACUUGUGCAGUCCGCCCAUCUGUAGUAAUACAUGUGUCACUGUGUCAAUGUUAUAAGCCUAAUCGGCAGUACAAUAACAUUGUGGGAAAGGGAAUGUGUGAUUAUAUCAUUUGAUUAAAACAAUAAUAAAUAAAUUGGGUUACAAUGUGGAUCAUAUAAAUAAGAUAGAAACUAAGGAGAUGAUAAUAAUGUUAUAAUAUACGUAUAAUAAUUAAAAAUUAAUAAUUCAUUUUUAGGCGAUGCGUGUGUCAUAUUCAAUAGUUUCACUCUUGACAAAAAAAACAAAUUUCAAAUAAGUUGAUUGGAUAUAAAAAUGUAUUUAGUAACUUUUGUGUGCUUCAUUACGUAUUGAGUUUUAUUGUAUGUAAAAAUUUAUAUUGAUUAAGACAAAACAUAAUUAACUACACUUUAUUUUUAAAUUGUUGAUUAUGUUCUUAAGAAAUAUAUAAUUAUGAACUAUUGCUUUAUUUAUUAUAAUUCAAUUUAUAUUUAAAAUUUCUAUUUGUACUAUAUCAAUUAAGUGAUAUAAUAGUGUUCAUGCUCUUUGCAUUUAAUUUUAUUAUUUAAUUUCUUAUUGUCUUAAUUAAAUCUUAAAAUAAAACCGUUUUGUUGCAUUGCUAACCUUGUAAUAUCGAUAUUUAUGUUAAUGUAACAGCAAUCAACUUACUGCCUCGUUCUAAUUGAUAUUGUACAAUAAUCAUGGUAUUUAUUAU